Molecule: messenger RNA, 783 nt
Organism: Opisthorchis viverrini
Lineage: Eukaryota; Metazoa; Platyhelminthes; Trematoda; Opisthorchiida; Opisthorchiidae
Exons: 1
Coding region: 1-783 (260 amino acids)
Source: RefSeq, a predicted model, not a curated record
AUGGGUGCCGAUUCUUUGAUUGAAGCAUUGUCCAAUCAGCUAACGAUCCCUCACUUAAUCCAACUCCACCAAUCACUCACCGCCUCACGUCUGAAAACUGAGGCGGAUAUUCAAUCCAGAUUGCAACGCUGUGGCUCAGAACUCCAAUCCGAAAACAGUCGAAUUUUUGGACAAUUACUGUCUACCACAAGUUUCCGGGCUACUCGGAAAAAUGAUGCAAAUAUUAGGACAAAAACCACGGAACAACAAAGAACUGUAGAAAACUGGAAUGAGGAAGGCUAUAAAUCAAAGGUGAAUUCCUCUAUCUUGAUGGAGGUAGAGGACACUGGGUAUCUGCCAAGUUCUCCUAAUUCGGAUCACGCUAGGGUUAUUUGCGAUACGUAUAAUGAAGCAGCUUCUGAUCUUACAAUUCCGAAACCUGAACUUAUCACGAGUUCCCAAUUCAAUAACCACAGUAAAACAAACGAUCUUCCCAACCCAAUUUCAUUGACCUCUGAGUCUGCCAGGACUUUGAUCGGAAACACACUCGUAAAAAGUGCCGCAGUGGCAACAUUGCUCCAUGCAAAAUUGCCUUCAAUCAAUUCAGAUUCAGUUACCACUCGAAGCAGGUCCGCACCGACCGUUUUUACGGAUACCGAGAAUCACCCUCACUUGGAGACUGAGCGUCGAUUUGGUCUUUACGCGACAGCAUCGAAUCCUGAAAAAGCGCCACAUGGCGUGAACAGUGUAAGUUCUCUCGGAUGCUUUCUACUUAACACCGAAUUUUUCGCAAAAGGGUUGUAA